AGAUGGAAUAUGGGAGUAGCUGUUCUACAGAGCUAUCCAGUUCCUUCAGAUAAGACCGGACAGCAAGUAAUUGAAACUUUGACCAGGCGGAUUAUGAACUUAGGUGCUUCUCCUGCUGGUCAGUUUGUUGUUGAUUGUGAAGUGUACAACAGUUUACCACACCUAGGACAGAACAAGAACCUCUAUAUUCUUCAUAACAGUGAGUACCCUGCCACCGUGUUCUCCGUGAUCGAGUCCCAGAAUAAGACCGUGAGCAUCACCACCGACUCACUCUUCGACCUGCUUAUGCUUAAACUCAGUACAGGGAACCAGUACUACUCUAAGAAGAUUAAAAUUGAAUCAAAAGGCCCGAGGUUUGAGAUCAAGGAUUUCCUAGUGAAGCUUGGCAGCGUGACUAUUGGUGGAACUGUAAAGGGUAUCCUAGUGGAAGUGGAUUAUCUACCUGGGAUUAUACCUGGAACCUGCUGGGGACUCUUAGCUGAGUUUAUGCAGGGUUUUCUGGGGAGCUGUGUAUCGGUAGUCCCUCCAGCAUAUAUCAAGAGCAAAGCAACUGAAGCAUUCUCACCAGUUGACACAGUUCAACAGUAUUUAGAGCAGUUCAAUCUGGCUAGGAAAAACACACGUUAAACUACGCAGUAGUUUAUCUGUUA
Messenger RNA from Eurytemora carolleeae, 650 nucleotides. It is a transcript of the gene MED20, whose product is annotated as mediator of RNA polymerase II transcription subunit 20. Gene Ontology annotation, cellular component: mediator complex. Gene Ontology annotation, biological process: regulation of transcription by RNA polymerase II. Gene Ontology annotation, molecular function: transcription coactivator activity. The transcript has 7 exons. Bases 10 to 627 code for a protein of 205 amino acids. The record is from RefSeq and is a predicted model, not a curated record. Lineage: Eukaryota; Metazoa; Arthropoda; Copepoda; Calanoida; Temoridae.